CCACCGCAGACAGUCUGCAGCCUCUGCUGUCUCCGCCAGGCAGAGCAGGGAAGCACAGAGCCCAGCAGCGACCUGAACUCCUCAGGCCAUUUGGUUUCAAGCUGAACGGAUUGAUUGGACACCUUUGAGACCUGCUGCAGGAUAACAAUGCAUCAGAUUUGCGUCCUGAUUGAGCCAGGGUUAAUGCACGUCGGGACACACAUGGUCCUGAAGCUGUGACUGUGACCAGAACCGUCAAGGAAAUUCCUCCAUCCUCCAGGGUCACUUUAGGAGAUCAACACCAAACUGAAGUCUACUGGGAGAUGGCCUCUGAUGAAAACCAAACUAAACCAGCAUCUGCAGCACCAUUUCACCAUAUUUACCCCCUAUCCAAUGGGAGCAGACCCAGAAGAGAAGAUAAACGCGCUGCUAAUCUGUCGGAAGAAGGGCGGAGCUCUGAACAGCUGCGGCUUUCAAAGCAGCGGAGCUGUCCUUCACCCCCCCACUGCAGGAAGCGGUCACGUGACAGUGUCAAGGGGAAUUUUUUGGAUGAAAGUUAUAAAGACUUUGAGCACAGCUCGGAGGUCUCCGGUGCCACAGAAAUGCUUUAUGCCGAACUUUCUGUUGAACGUAUUGAAAAAAAAGCUGUGAUAUUUAGGAAGGACUCAGAGGGGUCUGUGUUGCUGGAAACCCAAGGAAAUAUUAUGAAGGAAGAUGGAAACACGCCUAGCAACAGUCCAUGUUCCUGUGGCUUGUCUUACUUUCAGAAAAGUCUGGAUUCUUACUUAUGCCACAGUGUUAAGUCCGCUCCGAGGCCCAGCUCCAGCUCCACUCCAGUUCAACGAUGUCAUCUCCGCCGUGGUAGUCUGCCUGUGUCCAUGCUGGCUUUUCGUAAGGGCAGUCCCUCCAGUGAGCCGAGCUCUUUGGCCUCCUCUCCCUGCUGUUCUCCUGAACGCUGCGGUUGGCAGCGCAACAAAAAUGGGCACAACCGUCUGUAUCGCCUCAAGGAUGGAUAUUCAAGUUUAGAGAGGCUAAACAGAAAGCCAAAGUUGCAAAAAACCCCAUUGGAAAGGGUAUUCGCUCGAAGGGCUUCUCUAGAAACGAUCCCAGCAGCAUUGGGGGAAUCCUCAGGAGGAGCUGCAAUCUCCAACUGGGGGAGCAACAGCAGCGAGGAGGAAGACCUGUUGGAUAGUGCAGGGUUUGUCAGUGAGCGUAAAGGACGGUCCACCGUGCUGGUGAGGCGGUUCUACAAGAAUAAUAAGAAGGUGACAAAGUCAGUGUGUGCAGGAACCAGAGCAAUUGUCAGGACAUUGCCCUCGGGUUGCAUUUCAGAGGAGGCCUGGGAGAUCAUGGUUAAAUACAGACUGUGGCAUCCUGCCAAAGAAGAUGUGUGGCCAACGUUGGUGUGUGGAGAUCAUUUCAGAGGCUGCAGAGAAAUGCUUUACUCCAUUAGAGUGAGCCCACACCUGGUUACCAGCUGUUUGCUGGACAGAGAAGAAAUCAAUCUAAUUCAUCCUGCCAGAAAGCUCCUGUUGCCUCAGUCUGAAUGUUCGUGUCGUAGGGAGGCUCUGCGUCUACACCACCUUGCCAGCACACUGGGACCAGCCUUGAAAACCGGCUUUAACUCUCAAUGUUUUCAACAUUAUCUUCCUCAUAGAUUGUAUCGAGCUUGUGAUCAGAGGACGUCCCUGUCUUCGCUGCUCACCGGAGCUCUCCUUGAGGCCACAUUAUCUGUAGGGGCUCGAGCAGCUCUUCCCUUUUCCGUACCCCAGUGCUCUAACAGCCACGCUGUGUUAAAAGAGCGUCAGCUGGCCAACAGUAUGACCAGCAGCAGCUCUCUUCCUCCCAAUGUCAGCGGGAUCAGUAAGGAGCUGGCAGAACUGCGGCACCUCAUUCAGUUCCCAGAGGAGAUUGCCUGCAUCCUUACUGAACAGGAGCAACAGCUUUAUCAGCAGGUCUUUCCCUUAGACUACCUCUGUUUCCUCACUCGAGAUCUUGGCAGUCCCGAGUGUCAAACGAGACGCCAUCCAAACCUCAAGGCCUCGCUUUCGGUGCCUGCCAUGCCCACUCAGACUGCUCAGCGAAGCAAUGCUGUGGAGGACCUGGUGGCACGUUUCAAUGAGGUGAGUUCAUGGGUGACGUGGUUAGUCCUGACAGCUGGGUCCAUGGAGGAGAAAAGAGAAGUUUUUUCCUACCUUGUCCAUGUCGCCAAAUGCUGUUGGAAUAUGGGAAACUACAACGGUGUCAUGGAGUUCCUGGCUGGACUAAGAUCCCGUAAAGUGUUGAAGAUGUGGCAGUUUAUGGACCAGUCAGACAUCGAGACCAUGAGAAGUCUGAAGGACGCCAUGGCUCAACAUGAAUCUUCUUCAGAGUACAAGAAGAUCGUAACUCGAGCACUCAACAUCCCAGGCUGCAAGGUGGUACCAUUCUGUGGGGUUUUUCUAAAAGAGCUAAGUGAUGCAUUAGACAGCACAGCCAGCAUCAUCAGUCUGAAGCAAUCUCCAGAUAACACAGAUGACUCAAUAGAGUUUGUGUCUGACUUCAGCGGGCAGCAAAAUUUUCUGUCCCGCUCCGGACCGGAUGGGCUGCACAUCCCAGAGAAAGAGGCAACUGUCAGCAACAUCCUGCAGAUUAUUAGAUCAUGCAAUCGUAGUCUGGAGUCAGAAGAAUCCGAUGAAACGUCGACAAGUCCAUCCUCAACUGGUCCAGCCCCCGCACUCAGAUGCAACUCUUUACGGGACCGCUGCCGCAAUCAAUUCACAGUUGGAGACUUGUCAGACUCGGAUGGUGACUUGUCCACUGAACCAGUGAUGAAGGAGGUGGAGUUUCAGGGUACUGAAGAGACGCACAAAGCUUUCAGUCACGGCACGGAGCUCAUUCCCUGGUAUGUACUGUCAUUGCAACCAGAUGUUCACCAGUUCCUGCUGCAGGGUGCUACAGUCAUUCAUUAUGACCAGGACAGCCAUCUCACAGCUCGCUGUCUGCUGCGACUACAGCCUGAUAACACCACACUCAUCUGGGGUAAACCCCAAAGUGGAGGAGCCUCCCCCACAGAACAGCCGCCCGGGUUAGGGCAGAGUGUGAUGUCCGGGUUAGCAGAAGGCCUCUUGGACCUCACAGUGGUGAAGGCAGUGUUUCUGGGCCAUCAGGGGGUUGACGUUCACGCUGUGUGUUUGCAAAACAAGCUGAGCCAUAUGACCGUGGAGGAGAACGCUCUGACUCUGCUCUAUGGUCUCAGUACCACUGACAACAGACUACUGCACUUUGUUGCACCGAAACAUACCGCACAGACGCUCCAUAAGGGCCUCUCAGAGCUGGUGGAUGCAACCAGGAAACUGAAGAAGUUUCCCGACCAGAGAUUGCAGUGGUUGAGGAGGCAGUACGUUAGCUUGUAUCAGGAGGAAGGCAGGUAUGAAGGCCCCACAUUAGCUCAGGCCAUUGAGCUGUUUGGUGGGAGGAGGUGGAACAUGGGCACAGGUGCUGUAGAGAAACAGAGUAAUCAGAAAAACAGUCCCCUGGGCAUCAGUGAGAAAUCCAAGAGGAAAAAGAAGGUUCUUGUAAGGGGAGACAGUGGGGAUGCCACUGAUGAUGAAAUGGUAUCCAGGAAGACUCGAAGUUGUAAGGAGGGUUUAUAUCGAAAUGGUCCUGAGUCCGACAGCAUCGACCAAGAAGAUCCAGACGACAACUUCCCUGGACCUUUUUCCCUGUCAUCCAACAAGAGCUCUGGGUUGCUAGCCUCUUCGUCCUCAUCGUCCUCUUCCUCCAGCAUGGCUGGGUCCAACCAUUCCCGUCCACAAUCAUCUCCAAUCAUGUCAGGGACUUCUAAGUCACAAGCAGGAGCCUGGAGCAGCAGAUCAUGGCACGGUCGAGGUAAAGGCUGCUUCAGGGGCUUCCAGAAUCUCAUGAUUUCUGACAGCACCAUGAACUUCAUCGAAUUCGUUGAGCUCUUCAAGUCAUUCAGCAUCCGUAGCAGAAAGGACCUAAAAGAACUGUUUGACACCUUCGCUGUCCCCUGCAGUCGCUCGUCUCCGGAAUCCUCCCCUCUUUACACCAACCUCAGGAUAGAUGAUAAAGACACGGGGAUUCAGCCUGACCUGGACUUAUUAACCAGGAAUGGAUCUGAUCUUGGCCUGUUUAUCCGGACGAGGCAGCUAAUGUCAGACAACCAGAAGCAGAUAUCCGAUGCAAUUGCGGCAGCCAGCAUUGUGACGAAUGGUACAGGGGUGGAGAAUGCAUCAUUAGGUGUUUUAGGAUUGGCCAUACCGCAGCUCAAUGACUUUUUGGUGAACUGUCAAAGACAGCACCUGAGCUAUGACGAGAUCCUCAGCAUUAUACAGAGGUUUGAGCCCUCAUUAACCAUGAGACAGAUGGGUUGGAUGUCAUUUGAAGGCUUUGCAAGGUUCCUUAUGGACAAAGACAACUUUGCUUCUCGUAAUGAGGAGUCUCAGAUGAAUCCAGACGAGCUGCAUCACCCGCUGUCAUAUUACUACAUUGAAUCUUCUCACAACACCUACCUGACUGGUCAUCAGCUCAAAGGGGAGUCCUCUGUUGAGCUUUAUAGCCAUGUUCUGCUUCAAGGCUGCAGGAGUGUGGAAUUAGAUUGCUGGGAUGGAGAUGAUGGCAUGCCAGUCAUAUACCAUGGACACACGCUUACAACUAAAAUUCCCUUUAAGGAUGUGGUGGAAGCAGUAAAUCGAUCUGCAUUUAUCAACUCUGACAUGCCGGUCAUAUUGUCCAUAGAGAACCACUGCUCGCUUCUGCAGCAGCGCAAGAUGGCUGAAAUAUUCAAGAGCGUGUUUGGGGAACGUCUUGUGACUCGUUUCCUGUUUGAGGGCGACUUCAGCGAUGACCCUCACCUGCCAUCCCCCCUGCAGCUGCGUGGGAAGAUUCUCCUUAAGAACAAGAAGCUCAAAGCCCAUCAGGCGCCGGUGGACAUCCUCAAACAGAAGGCUCACCAGCUGGCACACAUGCAAGCCCAGGCAAGCAAUGGAUCCCCGGGAGUUUCUUCCCCCAGCAACCACACUAAUGAGGAAGAGGAAGAAGAUGAGGAUGAAUAUGACUAUGAUUAUGAGUCUCUAUCAGAUGCUGAUGUCCUCACAGCCUCUACUGCCUCAUAUGGCCUUGAAGAUAACAUCCUGGAUGACAAACCAGACUCUAAGAGCCCGGCAGACAAAGAGGAGCAAAGUGUUGACGAAUUGCCGAAGAGGAUAAAGAAAACGGACAUGAUUCAGAGCAAAGGAAAGGUUUUUGACAUGGAGCUGGGUGAGGAGUUUUACCUUCCUCAGAACAAGAAGGAGAGCAGACAGAUUGCCCAGGAGCUCUCUGACCUCAUCAUCUACUGCCAGGCUGUAAAGUUUCCUGGUCUAUCUACAUUAUCUCCGUCUGGCUCCGGCAGAGGGAAAGAUCGAGGAAAGAGCAGGAAGUCCAUAUUUGGAACAGCUCCUUCUCGCUGUAGCACAAUGGGGGAGGUGACCGCUCAGAGCCGCACGUCAGGAAAAAGUGGCUCAGAACGACUCAGCUGGGAGGAACAACAGACAUCCCCCGUCCUCAACCCCCCCACGUCGCUCAGCGCCAUCAUCCGCACACCCAAGUGCUACCACAUCUCGUCUGUCAACGAGAAUGCAGCCAAGAGACUGUGUCGGCGCUACUCUCAGAAGCUGAUCCAGCACACAGAGUGCCAGCUCCUCAGGACGUAUCCAGCUGCUACCAGGAUCGACUCCACCAACCCAAACCCGCUUCCAUUCUGGUUGCAUGGAAUUCAGCUGGUGGCGCUCAACUAUCAGACAGAUGACCUGCCCAUGCAGUUAAACACGGCGCUGUUUGAAGCUAAUGGUUGCUGCGGCUAUGUUCUGAAGCCCGCUGUGCUCUGGGACCGUAGCUGUCCACUUUAUCAGCAGUUCUGUCCGAUGGAAAGAGAUCUGGAGAAAAUGAGCCCGGCAGUGUUUUCCCUCACUCUUCUUUCUGGACAGAACGUCUGUCCCGGCAGCAGCUCCGGCAGCCCAUGCGUCGAGGUAGACGUCCUGGGAAUGUCAGUGGACACCUACCACUUCCGUACCAAACCCAUCCAUCGCAACACCCUCAACCCCAUGUGGAGCGAGCACUUUCAGUUCACCGUGCAUUUCGAGGAGCUGUGUUUCCUGCGAUUCGCCGUGGUGGAGAACAACAGCUCCCAGAUUACUGCACAGAGAACUCUGCCUCUGAAAGCCCUUAAACCAGGUUACAGACAUGUUCAGCUGAGAACGCAGCAUAACGAGCCUCUUGAAGUGUCCAGCUUAUUUAUCUACAGCCACAGAACUGAGGAAGGUCCCACAGGGGGCGCCACUCCCUCAUCUUUGCUGUUCAGUUCAGAGGAGAAGCGUGUUUCUGAGCAGCAUAGAGUGACGGUUCAUGGAGCUCCUGGUCCAGAACCCUUCACAGUCUUCUCUGUCACAGAGCAGACCACCGCCAAACAGCUGCUGGACAUGGUUGUGACAUCUGAAGGAAACCAUUUAGAGUACUUCUUGUGUGAGGAGAAAGUGCCCCUUCUUAAGGAGAGAAGCGAGGUAAAGCGCUGCGCUCAGUACCGGGUCCUUGCACCUGAGGAAGAGGUGGUCAGGCUGGUCAGCAGCUGGGACGCCGAGGAGGGAUAUGUGGGGAGGAUCUGCCUCAAAACAAGAGAGGAGAACCUAAAUGACAAAGACACAGUGCUGGAGAGAGAGGAGGAGGUAACGGUGGGGGGGAAAGAAGGAGCAGGAGGUGGUGGGGGCAGUGGAGGAGAAGAUGAGAUGUUCUUUGUCCAGGUCCAUGAAGUUUCACCAGAACAGCCUCACACCGUGAUCAAAGCCCCGCGGUACAGCACAGCGCAGGACAUCAUCCAGCAGACCCUGUCAAAGGCAAAGUAUUCCUACAGUAUUCUGUGCAAUCCCAAUCCCUGUGAUUAUGUGUUGGUGGAGGAGGUUUCCAGGGACACCGGUUCUAAGAAGUCCUCCACCACCAAGCCCCUUCAGCGCGUGCUGCUGGACCACGAGUGCGUUUACCAAGCUCAGAACCGCUGGAGGGGUGCUGGAAAAUUCAUUCUUAAAUUCAAAGAGCAGUUGUUGCGGGAAGACAAAAAGAAAGUGAUUUCCUUUGCCAGCGAGCUGAAGAAGCUGACCAGUCGCAGCCGCAGCAUGACGACGGGCAUGGCAGCGGAUGGUCCAACGCAGAGGUAUCUCUCUGCAGCUGCAGAACUGAAGGCUUGGGUGACUGACAGCAGGGUUGAGACCGGAAGGUUGAUCCAGGGCUCCUCUUCCCCCUCCGCCUCCUCCUUUAAUGGAGAUCUCCAACCUUUCCACCUUCCCAACUGCUCUCUGACCCUCCGAGCCUUGAAGCUUCAUCUGCUGCGGAACUGGAAAAUCCACAAAUAAGAUCCGGGAGAGAAGCACUUGCACUGACUACUUGUGAACUUGGAGGUUUCCCCUUUUUCUUCAUAGAAGUGUCUGAGUUGUCUUUGAUAUCUGGCUGGAUUCUUAAAAAGAAUGUUGACUGGAUAUAAACCGCGUUUCUUCACUUGAAUGAUUCAGGAAGCUGGAUUCCACCGGAUUGUGUUCCUUUUGUUUUUACAGUCAUGUUUGUGGCUACUUUAGAGGGCCCAGAGUACCAGGGGCAGCUGUUAUUAACCGCAGUCUUCAGGGACAUUAAAUAGCACUAAACUAUUCCUGUCUUUUCUGAUGAGCAGGAGGAAAAUGAACCCUGAGGGACUUUCAGUGGAGAAAGAAGUAUGAGUUUAAUCUGCUUAAUGAGCUGCUCAAUGGAUAACGGAUUUUUAUUUCUUUAUUUAAAGCAACAGACUAUCCACUGGGUUGUUUUGUUAUUAAGAUGAUCCAACGGUGUCGACUAGUAGCAGAUUGAGAAGGAUGCUGAUUAAAAUGAAGGCAGUUUUAAGUAUGAUGCUAUUCUUCCUCUCAUGGCUCCAGAGAUUAUGAAGGAGGCAGGCAAGCAGGCUUGUUUGGUUCUUCUCUUUCUGUUUCAGGCCUGUAGCGCUGUAUUAGCACAGUUUGAGACAGAGCAGUAGACUUGUCCACUUUUACGCAGUUAUUCACUAAUAGAAGUUGUGAGGCGUUUUGUUGAACACUAACAUGCCCGCACUAAGGACGUUUGAGGCAUCCUGAAACAGUGGAUGAUAGGUGUGCAAUAUUGGUUUCUGUUCAGGAGUAACUAUGGAAACGUCUCCCAGUUGCCGCUGAAGAAUGUUGCAUAACUGCCUCUUAAUUUUGAAGAUGAUUUUAAGGACAUUCAAAACUGGCAUCAAAAAUCUAAGAGCUCACGUCUCCUAUUAAUCAUCAUUUUGGUGAUAAAAAUUGAUGCAUGUUUCAAAUUAUAUAGAUUUUAGUUAUAUAGAAAUGAAACUACAUUUAGAACCAACAUCCACACUAAUUUGAUCUAAAAUUUUACCCCACUAUUUAAAUUUUUUUAUCUGUUGUAGGUCUUAUUUUGAUCAUAAUAAAAUAUUAUUUUUCUUUUUAGUUUUACACAUUAUUUCAAUGCAAAGUUCAGCUCAUGUGAUUUUAUUCUAACAGCAUUUUGCACAUUUUCUUCCAUUUCUUUUUGGCUAUUUUAAGUGUCAAAAUGUCUUUUCUUUCUUAUUUUUGACUGUUUUGUGUAACUUUAUUGCUAAUCCUGUUUUUUUCCUUCAUUGUUUAGAAUUUACCGUAAGAAAAAUGUGAGAUUAAUUCAAGUUCUUCAUAUCAAGGUAUCAUCUGAGCUUAAAAUCUGAAAUACUAGACCAUUAUUUGUAAGGAAAAGCAAAAUUAGAUUCAGUUUGAACCAUUUUUUCCCAUUUUUUUUACG
Cyprinodon tularosa is the source of this 8787-nucleotide messenger RNA. It is a transcript of the gene plce1, whose product is annotated as phospholipase C, epsilon 1. Lineage: Eukaryota; Metazoa; Chordata; Actinopteri; Cyprinodontiformes; Cyprinodontidae. The record is from RefSeq and is a predicted model, not a curated record. Gene Ontology annotation, biological process: phosphatidylinositol-mediated signaling; small GTPase-mediated signal transduction; lipid metabolic process. The transcript is spliced from 45 exons. The coding region runs from base 303 to 7364 and encodes 2353 amino acids. Gene Ontology annotation, molecular function: phosphatidylinositol-4,5-bisphosphate phospholipase C activity; guanyl-nucleotide exchange factor activity.